CAGUAAAUUCCCAGCUGGUCGAUGCAGCAAGGAGGUGCAGGAGGCGGGGUGACGCCGCAAAUGCCAGCCCUGGAAAACUACGUGCUGCCUGGAUCCCGGCCAGGUCAGCGAACAGAGGCCGCCGGAGGAGGGAGGCAAGAGGCUGCGGAUUGUGCUCAGACAUUGUCCGCCCUUGGCAGGUUGGAGUCGAUCGGGAGCGGGACCCGGCUACCCCUGGAGAGAGUGAAAAUGUCUUCCACCAAAGUGGGCUUUCGUCUGGCUGCCUGUUUACUAAACAUUUCAGAAGCCAGAAAAAAAGAUAUUGUUGAGAAAAUAGCUAAAGCUGCUCUUUCUGACGAUAAUGGACAGAAACAUUCUCAAGCCACAGUACUUAAUAUAUUUUCUGAUUAUGAUUACAACAGAUCAGUCAUAACCAUAGCAGCUCCCAUUGAUAUGUUAGGCAACUAUGUCAUUGCUGCCUGCACUGAGGCUUUCCGGUCAAUUGAUAUGGCUAUCCAGGAAGGAAUCCAUCCUUGCCUUGGAGCAGUGGACUUAGUUCCUAUCUAUCCUCUUUUGGAUGUAGGCGUGGAGGAAUGUGGAAAAGUGGCUCAAAGCAUAGCUGAGAUUUUGACCCUUCGUGUCCCAGGAUGCAGUAUGUUUCUUUUUGGGCAAGCUGAUCAACCUGAGAAACGAAGUCUGGUUCAGAGAAGAAAACAGCUGGGUUGGUUUAAAGGGAGAGAUUUCAAGUCAAUGGAAGUUAAACCUGAUAUAGGAGCUGUGCCUUCCCAAAGAUACGGUCUAACAGGUGUUGGAGCCAGCCCCUAUGUGAUGAAUUGCAAUGUGACUAUAGACACUCAAGACAUGGCUACAGGAAAAGAUAUAGCACGUGCUAUCCGAGGCAGCAAUACACGUGGUUUAAAGGGUGUACAGACUAUGGCUUUUCCCCACAAUGGGAAAAUUGAAAUCGCUUGUAAUGUGGAGAGCUUUGAAGAUCAAGACAAUACAAUGACCGCACAUGAAGACUUUGGGUACAUUUCGUAUUGUGUUCUUGGGAAGACUUUUUCUUAUGUAUCCCCUCAAUCUAUAGAGGCUCAAAUUAAAAAAUUGGCCAGCAACUAUGGGAUAAAUACUGCCAGGACAGCCUUAGUUGGAUUUACUCCAGAGGAGUGUAAGCACUGUGCCACAUAUGCAUUAAAGAAAGGCAUUGGAGAAUUCUGGAGGAUGAGGGGAGGCAUGUUCAUGUGAUGCCCAUUUUACCUCAGCAGUUAUAAAUCAUGGUAUGUUGAAAUUAUGGUCCUUACCAAUUAAAGAAACCCACAUUAUAUUGUUUAUGUGGGGAGACACAAAUGCACAUUUGCAAAGUUGGCUUUUCCCCACAAUUCCCCUUACAAGUGUGUAUUGAUUGCCCCUGUGAUCUGAUCAGUGGAUGAUGUUAUAUACUACCAUAGAAAACCAAAGAUGGUUUGUCAUACCUGAUUCUAGGGGUCUGUUGGUUUUAAUGGGCUGUCUAGUGAUCAACUGUCCCACUUCCUUGAGAUCCAGGUGUUUGCAGGCUCUCAUCUAGCAAUAGUUUGACCAUCUCUGGGUGCCAGCUGUUGGACCUCACAUGUCAGUGUUCAAGGUUUCAUCGCACUGACAGGGGAAAAAUUGCUUGUCUGGAGUGUGGGGAAGUGGGGGCCUUGAAUGUGAGGGGACAGUGGAAGGGGUCCUUUCUUUUUUAGUCUGGGAAGAUAGUAGUGAUUAGAGCUGGUCAAAAAAUGGGGAAAUCUUUCACAAAAUAUGUGUUGUUUUUUCACUCAUUUAAAAUUUGAAUGCUUUCUGCCAAUUCCAGUGGAGGGACUAUGGGUAUGUCUACACUAGGAAAUAAAGUCAAAUUUAUAGAAGUCAAUCUUUAGAAAGCGAUUUUAUACAGUCGAUCGUGUGUGUCCCCACUAAGCGCAGUAGGUCGGCGGAGUGCGUCCUCAAUAUUGUGGCUAGCAUCGACUCAGAGUGGUGCACUGUGGGUAGCUAUCUCAUAGUCCCCGCUGCCUAUUGGAAUUCUGGGUUAAGCUCCCAAUGCCUGAUGGGGCAAAAACAUUGUCACGGGUGAUUUUGGGUACAUGUCAUUACACCAACAUCAACGUGGGGUGGCCGGGAAAGGUGCAUGAUGCUCGCAUCUUUAGGAACUCUGGGCUGCUCGAACAGCAGCAAGAAGGGACUUGCUUCCCAGAACAGAAAAUUACUGUUGGGGAUGUUGAAAUGCCAAUAGUUAUCCUUGGGGACCCAGCCUACCGCUCGCUCCCAUAGCUCAUGAAGCCAUACACAGGCAGCCUGGAUAGUAGUACAGAGCAGUUCAACUAUAGGCUGAGCAAGUGCAGAAUGGUGGUAGAAUGUGCCUUUGGAUGUUUAAAAGCUCGCUGGUGCUGUUUGCUGACUAGGUUAGACCUUAGCGCAACCAAUAUUCCCAUUGUUAUUGCUGCUUGCUGUGUGCUCCAUAAUAUCUGUGAGAGUAAGGGGGAGACGUUUAUGGCGGGGUGGGAGGUUGAGGCAAAUCGCCUGGUGGCCAAUUUUGAACAGCCAGACACCAGGGCAAUUAGAAGAGCACAGCUAGGUGCGCUGCACAUCAGAGAGGCUUUGAAAACCAGUUUCAUGACUGGCCAGGCUACGAUGUGACAAUUGUGUGUGUUUCUCCUUGAUGCAAAACCGCCCCUUUUGUUGAAUUUACUUCCCUGUCAGCCAAUCCCCCUCCCCCCUUCGACCACAGCUGGCAAAGGAAAUAAAGUCCCUAUUGUUUUGAA
Messenger RNA from Malaclemys terrapin pileata, 2756 nucleotides. It is a transcript of the gene FTCDNL1, whose product is annotated as formiminotransferase cyclodeaminase N-terminal like. The record is from RefSeq and is a predicted model, not a curated record. The coding region runs from base 22 to 1224 and encodes 400 amino acids. NCBI's taxonomy places the organism in Eukaryota, Metazoa, Chordata, Testudines, Emydidae. Gene Ontology annotation, molecular function: transferase activity; folic acid binding. The transcript is spliced from 6 exons.